Acaulospora colombiana is the source of this 541-nucleotide messenger RNA. Lineage: Eukaryota; Fungi; Glomeromycota; Glomeromycetes; Diversisporales; Acaulosporaceae. The record is from the annotation of a GenBank genome assembly.
AAGGAGAUGAGCAUAUGGGACCUUGGGGCUCAAUGCUUGUGGUGGGAAGCUAAGGUUGAUGAUUAUAUCCAAGGCCUCAUCAUCUCUGCUGAUGGAAAACUCCUGACCUGUUAUAUGGCCAACCAGAAGCUUCAAAUGUGGAACUGUGUUACACAAGAAUUGGUAACAAUGUCACAGCUCAAGAUUGGACGGAUAUACUUGGGAUUCAGCCUGUCCCAGUCCCCAAGUGGAAAUUAUACAGUGAUAAGAGAUGGCAAAGAAAUUCACCUGCUGUCUGUCCAAGGGGAGAGUGUAAUGACUCUCAUUGGAACAUUCAAGAUGAAACAAGAGUAUACGAUACAAUUCUCCUCCAAUGAGAGAUAUAUGUUCAUUGGACCUCAAGUUGUAGAUUUGAUCCUCUUAGAAUCUGCAAGGAGCACCAUACCACUCACAGAAGUUCCCAGCCAGUCAGUUCAACAUGGGGUCUCAAGCCCAAUCUCCCCCCUAGUAUGUGAAUACCAGAUCUUUGGAGGGAAAGGCACAAUUUAUAACUCUGCAUCUG